AUGAAUUCUAAAUUACAAAGAGUUGUAACUUCGUCAAUUAGAAAUAAUAUUGGAACUGAACAAACUAUUUAUGAAAAUCAACAAUCACAAUAUGAUAAUAUAAAAAAUCAUUCUACAGUGUUUAAACCUGUAGCUCAACAACAAUUACCACAACCGCCACAGCAACAGCAGCAGCAAUCAACUUCUAGUUCUAAUUCUCAUUUAGCUAUGCUUUCAAGAGUUCGGAAAAAUGUUGCAUUUGUUAAAUCACAAAACCAUAAUUUAUUAAGAAGAGAAUUACAAGCUCAUCAAUCUUCCACAAUGGAAUAUGGUGCUACUUUAUUAAAACAUUUACUUGAAACUGAUAAAUAUAUGAAUGAAUCUUCCAACUCCAAUAGACCAAACUUAUCAAGAUUCACAUCUCAACCUCAAAUCACAUCGAAGAUGAGAUUUUUAAUGUUUGAUUUCAUUAUGUGUUGUCAUACAAGAUUAAGAUUGUCUACACCAACACUAUUUCUCACUUUCCAAAUUAUGGAUUCAUAUUCAUCCAAGUUUAUUGUUAAAAGUAAUGUUUAUCAAUUACUAGCAUUAACUUCAUUAUGGAUUAGUUCUAAAUAUUGGGACUCUAAAAAUCGUACACCAACUUUGGAUAUUUUACGUAAUUUAUGUUGCAAACAAUAUACUUCAUCUCAAUUCUGUGAAAUGGAAUUACAUUUAUUAAAGGCAUUCGAUUGGUCGUUUUGUGUUACUCCAACUUAUGAUUCAUUUAUUGACUCAUCGCUAUUUUUAAGAAAUAAUAAAGAUGUCACGCCAACUAUCUUAUAUCAAAACCAAGAUGUUUCGGAUAUUAAUAAAGUUAAAAUUGGUGCAGUCAUGUUAUGUGAACUUGCCACUUUUGAUAUUAAUUUAGCAUUUAAUGUCCCACCAUCUCAAUUAUCGAUUUGUGCUGUUGCAAUGAUUACAUUAGCAUUAAAAUAUUUGGAUACUAAUGAACUGGUUAAUUAUGAAAAUUCUGAUGAUCUUGAUGAAUCAAGUAAAAAGAUUUGCAAGAGCUUAUUGGAAAUGGUAUCUGAUCCAACUUUAUUACCUUCUACAUUUAAAUUUAAAUAUUUAAAUGAGCAAUCACCAUCUACUUCAAGUAGUAAAAAAAUCAUUGAUACCUUAAGUAAUUAUUCAAUUCAAAUUAAGAUGGAGGAAUUUUAUAAAUCACAAGAGUUUUCUACUUUUAUGGAUUCUUUAGAAAAAUCUAAGGAUACCAACAAUACUGAUAUCUUUGGUGAAAACGAUGAUGAUGAUGAUAUUACAUUUACUAAUAACAACGAUAGCAAUUAUAUCAGUGAGUCUGAUGGUAGAAGACGUGCCAAUCAUCAGCAUUUCUCAUCAUUUUCAUCCAAUAAUAUUUCAAGUAAUAGUUAUUGGGGUCCAUCUCCAAUCUCUACUACACCAUCCUCAAUUUCAUUUGCGUCACCAUUUAGUUCUACUGAUCGAAUCUCAUCAAAUACACCAGAUACUGUAAAUAGUCCCUACGGAGACAAAUUAUCUGCUAUAUUAUCUCAUAAUUCCACAAACAGUCUUUAUUCCUUCACAAAUUCAAGAUUUCCAUUACCUUCUCCAACAACUCCUGUUUUACUAAAUAAUGAUAUAAUGAUCAAGAGAAAUAAUUCACAAAGAAGAAGUAGAAAUUGGUCUGUUUCAUCGAUGAAAUCACUAAAUUCUACUAGGAAACCAGAAUUGAGUGGCCCUAUCCUGACGACUUCAUUUGUCAAGGGACACCACAAGAGAUCCUCAUCUACUAUGGAUAUCGAUUUCUUUGAUUCGGAAUUAAAUACGAAACGUCAAAACAGAUAG
Molecule: messenger RNA, 1827 nt
Organism: Henningerozyma blattae CBS 6284
Lineage: Eukaryota; Fungi; Ascomycota; Saccharomycetes; Saccharomycetales; Saccharomycetaceae
Gene: CLN3
Product: cyclin CLN3
Exons: 1
Coding region: 1-1827 (608 amino acids)
Biological process (GO): mitotic cell cycle phase transition; regulation of cyclin-dependent protein serine/threonine kinase activity
Cellular component (GO): cytoplasm; centrosome; cyclin-dependent protein kinase holoenzyme complex
Molecular function (GO): cyclin-dependent protein serine/threonine kinase regulator activity
Source: RefSeq, a predicted model, not a curated record